Messenger RNA from Corylus avellana, 3468 nucleotides. RefSeq names its product Signal transduction histidine kinase, hybrid-type, ethylene sensor (gene EIN4). The record is from RefSeq and is a predicted model, not a curated record. Gene Ontology annotation, molecular function: protein binding; ethylene binding; phosphorelay sensor kinase activity. Gene Ontology annotation, biological process: phosphorelay signal transduction system; response to ethylene. Gene Ontology annotation, cellular component: endoplasmic reticulum membrane; endoplasmic reticulum. Lineage: Eukaryota; Viridiplantae; Streptophyta; Magnoliopsida; Fagales; Betulaceae.
UCAAACGCAGUAUGCAGAGGGAAAAGGAAAGGGAGAGUCCAGGUUCUCUUCACGUAAACCUCCCUGGGUCCCACUCCAACCUUAAACCCACUUCUCCAGCUUUCAGAUACGCCUUUCUCACUACUCUUUUUGAGUAUUUUCCUUUAUUCUGUCCUUGUCGUUUCUCUGUCUAUUUCCAACGUUUCUCUGAUUUUUCUGGGUUUUUUGUAUUGGGUCGUGCUUUGUUUUCCUGGCUCUCUCUCUCUCUGCCAUUUUUCUUUCUGGGUAAUCUGAGGGUUGAACUUGAAGAUAGCCCACUGGGUCAAGGAAAGGCGGUGGUAGGAUUCGUGUAGUGUUUCAAUUUGUUUUGGUAAUACUUUUAAGGUUUGAAGUUGGUUUUGCCGCAGGAGGCAGGAGGUUUGUGCUUUUAGAUACCCUUUUUCACUUUAUCAUUAUUUCUGUUCUUUUUUUAUUCUUUUUUUUUUUUUUUUUUUGGAUAGAUUGAACUUGGGUGGUUUUCAAUUCGUCUUCUUGAUGGGUUGUUUUGGUUAUGUGGGGUUGAACAAAUCAUUUCCUUUUCUGUAUUCUUUUCACUUGUUGAUUGUAAAACUAGGAGGAGAUAUAAGCUACUAGAAAAAUGUGAGAACCCAUAGUUAUAGGGAAACCAGACGUUCUUGAUAAUUGGGUGUCUUAGAUCAUUGGAUCUAUUAAUGGGUAUUUAACUCUUGACAAAGCUUGCUUAGUAAUUUUUUUUUAUAACGAGUUACGGAAAAUUGGUUUCUGUAAUGCGGGUUGUGUUGGUAUUUCCUUGAGGAGUUCUGUUAUAGGGAAUCAGAAUUCAGAAUGGGGUUCAAGGGCUGUGGUUGAAUGAAUGCUAUUGCUGUUUUGGUGAGAAGAUUGGAGUAAACAAGCAAGCGUUUGACUGCGAUGUCAAGAGCAUUAGCUCUUUCUUUGUUGAUUUCUUAUCUGGUUAUCUACGUUGCCGCCGUUGAUAAUGAGUUUGUGAACUGGAACUGUGACGAUGAGGGCUUUUGGAGCAUACAAAGCAUUUUAGAGUGCCAAAAAGUGAGUGAUUUCUUGAUUGCAGUAGCAUAUUUUUCGAUCCCCAUUGAGCUCCUUUACUUUGUUAGCUGCUCGAACGUUCCAUUCAAAUGGGUACUUCUUCAGUUCAUAGCAUUUAUAGUGCUUUGUGGAUUGACCCAUUUGCUCAACGGAUGGACUUAUUAUGGCCCUCACUCGUUCCAGUUGAUGCUGUCCCUUACCAUUUUCAAAUUCCUGACAGCUUUGGUUUCAUGUGCAACUGCAAUAACCCUUUUGACUUUGAUCCCUCUACUUCUCAAAGUAAAAGUGAGGGAGCUUUUCUUGAGGCAAAAUGUGUUGGAGUUAGAUCAAGAGGUUGGGAUGAUGAAGAAACAGAAGGAAACGAGUUGGCAUGUACGAAUGCUAACCAGAGAAAUCAGAAAGUCACUUGACAAGCAUACUAUACUAUACACCACUUUGGUUGAGCUUUCCAAGACUUUGGAUUUGCAGAAUUGUGUGGUUUGGAUGCCGAAUGAGAGUAGAACAGAGAUGAACCUGACGCACGAGUUGAAAACAAGUUAUUCGGAGAAUUUCCGCCAUUCUAUCCCAAUCAAUGAUCCUGAUGUGUUGGAGAUAAGAGGGAGCAAGGGAGUGAGGAUUCUAAGGCCUGAGUCGGCCCUGGGGGCUGCAAGCAGUGGUGGUCCUUCUGUUUCAGGUGCCGUGGCAGCAAUUCGAAUGCCGAUGCUUCAGGUUUCGAAUUUCAAAGGGGGGACACCGGAGUUGGUUGACACUUGUUAUGCUAUACUGGUUUUGGUUCUUCCAGCUUCAAACUUUAGAGUCUGGAGUUAUCAUGAAAUGGAGAUAGUGGAUGUGGUUGCCGACCAGGUGGCUGUGGCUCUCUCUCAUGCUGCAGUUCUUGAAGAGUCUCGGCUAAUGAGAGAGCAACUGGGAGAGAAAAAUCGUGCAUUGCAACAAGCCAGGAAGAACGCAAUGAUGGCAAGUCAGGCAAGGAACACCUUUCAGAAGGUGAUGAGUCACGGAAUGAGGAGGCCAAUGCAUUCAAUCCUGGGCCUGCUGUCAAUAGUUCAAGAGGAGAAUAUGAGCUUCAAACAGAGGAUUAUUGUUGACACAAUGGUGAAAACUGGCAAUGUUCUGUCAACUUUGAUAAAUGACGUGAUGGACAUUUCAAGAAAGGAUAAUGGAAGGUUCCCGUUAGAGAUGAGGCCUUUUGGGCUACAUUCCAUAAUCAAGGAAGCUUCUUGUCUUGCCAAGUGCUUGUGCGUGUACAAAGGCUUUGGUUUUGAGAUUGAUAUUCAAAGCUCUUUGCCUGAUCAGGUCAUAGGUGACGAGAGAAGGGCUUUUCAAUUGAUUUUGCAUAUGGUUGGAUAUCUACUGAAUGUCUAUGAUGGACGGGGGACUGUCAUCUUUCGGGUUUUUCAGGAGAGUGGUACUGAGGCCAAGGAUGAUAAAAUGUUGGGAAUGUGGAGAUCAAGCAUGCCAGAUGAACAUGUUUACAUAAAGUUUCAAACUGAGAUUAGCGAGAAAGAUUCUCAGUCAGAUGGAUCAAUCUCAGCAGCAAAUUAUGCUGGUAGGCGGUACAACAGCAAUGAAGUUAAGGAGGGUCUGAGCUUCAGCAUGUGCAAGAAGCUCGUGCAGAUGAUGCAAGGUAAUAUAUGGAUAUCCAACAACAUGCUGGGUUUUGCACAAUGCAUGACACUUGUUCUUAGAUUCCAAAUUCGAUCUUUUGGAAGAGCCAUAUUUGCGCAUGGAAGUUCCUCAGAGCCAAUUUCCAACUCAAAGCUUAAAGGCCUUCGGGUCAUACUAGCUGAUGAUGAUGAUGUAAACAGGAUUGUGACGAACAAGCUGCUCGAGAAGCUAGGUUGUCAAGUAACUUCUGUUUCAUCCGGGUUUGAAUGCCUGAGUGCUCUUACCGCUGCUGAAAAAACUUACCAAAUUGUUCUUUUGGAUCUUCAUAUGCCUGAAAUGGAUGGAUUUGAAGUGGCGUUAAGAAUCCGGAAACUCCGCAGCCAGAAUUGGCCAGUAAUUAUAGCCCUAACAGCCAGUGCUGAGGAAUAUGUGAUGGAAAGAUGCCUGCAAACAGGAAUGAGUGGGGUGAUUCGAAAACCUAUUCUCUUGCAAGGAAUGGCAGAUGAGCUUCGAAAAGUUUUGCACUGGGCAGGUGACGGAUUGUGAAGAAGUCCUUUCUGGCAUAGAUUUUUUUCUUUUUUCUUUUUUAAAUAUAUAUAUUUUUGGGGGUCUUUUAGAGCAUGUCUUUGAGAUUCCACUAGAGAAGUUAAAGUUAGUAUUUAACUCAAUAUCAUACAAAAUAUAGCUAUUAUAUCUUGCCAACUCUUUUCCAUGAUUAAGCUGUACUUGCACUUGCAGAACUUGAUGUUAAAACAAGCUACUUACAGGUCCAUCUGAUAGUGAAAUUAAUAUGAUUCAUAAAAACUGAAAUUUUUAUUUUUA